This is a messenger RNA of Glycine soja, 5835 nucleotides long. RefSeq names its product zinc finger CCCH domain-containing protein 38-like. The coding region runs from base 2922 to 5408 and encodes 828 amino acids. Gene Ontology annotation, molecular function: metal ion binding. The record is from RefSeq and is a predicted model, not a curated record. The transcript has 6 exons. NCBI's taxonomy places the organism in Eukaryota, Viridiplantae, Streptophyta, Magnoliopsida, Fabales, Fabaceae.
UCAAUCGGAAAAACAAAGGAGAGAGUAAAAACAGAAAAAAAAAAAUAAAAUCCUGCACAGCACAGAUAUUUGUUUGGGAACACACAAGCGAAGCUAAAGCUCAGUUUCUCUCGCAGCUUCGACAUGGCAGAAUCACUUGCUCCACUUUAGGGUUUCGCUCUCCUCGCUCUGUUUCUCACUCACUCGUGACUCUAAUGCGUGGAGGUGUUACCAAGUUCAGUCAAACUAUCAAAGUAGCUGGUGUAAAUUGGUUUCCAAUGGCAUUUGAUCCUUCCACAAGAGCAAUAUGGGAUAUUUAACACACUAAUAAAUUCGUAUUGGAUAGUUUUGGAGUGGAGAAAUUUUCAAUAUAUUCUGAGAUAGCAGAGGAAUAAACCAUUGACUAGUUCAAGAAUGGGAAAGGAUGUGCCACCUUAUGUAUUAAGUUUCACUAGAUACAAUAGUGCCCAAUUUACAUCAAGAACAAGCAUUGAAGAAAAUCAGUGCCAUACUCAUUGUAGAUUUGAUCUACUUUUUGGGUGUUUUGAAAAAUUUAUGAGAUGGAUUGAAUCUUGUAAAUGUUUAAAGAUGCUGUACAAACUCCAUCUUCAUGGUUUUUUUGGAGAAUACACCUAGCCUUUGGAGGAUUGUUUGGAAGAGCUAGAGCCUUGUAUUUUGUCUGUUUGAAGAUUAAAAUCUGUUGAAAUAGACUUGAUAUCAAUUUUGAGGCCUUGGCAGAUACCUCUAGUUAUUGGACCAAUUAGUUACAGAUGACCAAGAGUCUAUGUGAUUUGAGGCUUGCAGGCUGGUGGCAUUGUUAAAAGGUUUAUGCAUCAUUAAGAAAUGCUUAGGUUAUGUCUGAUGUAUUACAUAAGAAAGACCUAAUAGUAUAAACAAACAGUAUCAAGCCUUACUGGAUGUUUGGCACAUCGAAGUGAUAGUAAGUCGAAUAUUGUCAAAGCUUUUUUGUCCAAAAAACCAUAUAAAUCUAUCCUUUUCUUAGGACUUGAUAUGGCUUGAUAGGAUAUUCAUUCAACCUCAACUCUCUUGCCCCACACCUUUAAGUAACCCUAUUAUUAUGGCUAUUGCCUUUUGAUUUUGGCCACCUCUGCCAAAUUUUGCUCUUUAAAAUUUGUUUCAUUGUUAAUUUGGUGUCAUCAGGGAAUGCAUGCAUCCCCAAAUUCCCUGACUGGCAGUUACAGGGUUUUUUUAAUUUUUUUUGCAACUCUUUAUACAUCAGAUUAGAUUUCCUUGGAUUGAGGAAAUGGAGGAAGAUGUCGGGAAAUGGGACAGAUUUAUAAAACCAUAUACUGGGCUGUUUAAUGGUUUGGACUGUUUGCAUCAAAACAAUACCUGACUUUCGUAUGGAAUUGAAGGUGAAAAAGGAUGGAAUGUACCUCUUAUUUAAGGCAAUAUAUAUUGAUUUAUCCUCUGAAAAAAUGUAAUAUAUGUUGGGAAGAUUCGAGGGGUACACUUGUGGACCACGAGCCACCACAUAAGGAAGCCUGAUACUACACUCUAACCCAAAAUCUUAAGGCUCAGGUUUAUGGGUCUUUUCCUCACUUAUAUGGCGCUCAGCCUUUUCACUUCUACCCGAUGUAGAACUUCACCUCACACUUGUAACCCAACACAUCUCCCCCUCAAGUGUGAGUCUCUUCCACAUGGUAGUCUCCCCCUCUAGCGGAAGUCUUUUAUCAUCCAUGAGUAUAGCCAUGGCCACCUACGGUACUUGCCCUGCUUGCUAGCCAUUCUGGCCACCCCGCUCCACCUGCGGGGCACGCUAUGGCGCUAGCCAUUCUGGCCACCUGCGGUACUUGCAUACUCGAUCGAGCCGGUCACCAACUUCAACCAUCGGCUCUGAUACCAAUUGUUGGGGAGAUUCAAGGGGUACACCUGUGGACCAAUGUGUUGGAUUACAAGUGUGAGGUUAAGUCCCACAUCGAGUAGAAGUGGAAUGGUUGAGUACCAUAUAAGUGAGGAGAAGACCCAUAAAUCCGAGUCUUAAGAUUUUGGGUUAGAGUGUGGUAUCAGGCUUCCUUAUGUGGUGGCUCGUGGUCUACAGGUGUACCCCUCGAAUCUCCCCAACAAUUGGUAUCAGAGCCGAUGGUUUGACUUGGUGACCGGCUCAGUCGAGUAAGAUGACAGCAAUGGAUCUCAGCCUUGGGGAUCCCUUAUAUCGAAAGUCUUCCUGGUGGUGAGUCCAGGCAGCGUGUCCCGCAGAUGAAGCGGCGGUGCAAGUACCGCAGGUGGCCAGUCAUGGCUAUAUUCGUGGAUGAUAAAAACCUUCCGCUUGAGGGGGAGACUCACACUUAAGGGGGAGAUGUGCUGGGUUACAAGUGUGAGGUGAAGUCCCACAUCGGGUAGAAGUGAAAAGGUUGAGCACCAUAUAAGUGAGGAGAAGACCCAUAAACCUGAGCCUUAAGGUUUUGGGUUAGAGUGUGGUAUCAGGUUUCCUUAUGUGGUGGCUCGUGGUCCACAGGUGUACCUCUCGAAUCUCUCCAACAAUAUAUUCAUUUUCACUCAUUACUUUCAUAUAUUCCAAGCACAUUCUACUAUAUGGUCUGAAAAAUGCUUACAUGUUCAUUAUUGGUGCUGGUAGAAAAUCCUGUUUCUGUUCCUUUGGUUUGUUAAUCCAAUCUACAUAUUAUACAUUUAUACUUUAGGAGGCCUUGGCUCAAUGCUUAACACACAAUGCUUACAUCCUCAAAAUGUUAUGUUGUUAUCAGUAUUUUUUUUUAGAAGCCAUCAGUAAUCUUUAUUUAGAAGCAGAAAGAAAGAAAUUUUCAAAGGAACCUGUGGAGUAAUUCCUGAUCUGGAUCAAGUGGAUUUGAUUAUAGAACCUGAAUAUACAACUGAAAACUGUUCCUCAGUCAAUUAUAUCCACAUGAAAUGCUAGAACACUGUUUUUGUGAAAGAGGAGCAUUACAGUUUUGACAAGUGAGAUGAGUGGAAGUGGCAAAAAGCGCUCUUCAAAGUGGGAUUUGAGAGACAAUCCUGAUUUUUCUCCUGAUGAUGGUAAGCAAUUGCGGUCUGGGUGGUCCUCUGCAGGUGAUAAAUUAAAGCAUUUUUCUGGAGGCAGAGGAUCAAAUAAGGAUAAUAUUAUGAAUAAAGAUUAUAGAGUUUUGGAUUCAACAAUGGAAUGGGAUGAGGAUGAAAGUUAUGACCAUAAAAUGUCUCCUGGGUUGGAUGCAUGGAAACAUAAGAGACAUAAUAGUCAAUCCCCCAAAAAUGGUUGGAGCAGGUCGGUCAGCAGGAGUAGUCGAAGCAGGAGCCCUCCUCAUGGUUUUAGGUGGGAUUCGGGAGUCAAUGACAGAAGUAGAAUGCGGGCUGGAGGAUCGACACAACCAUGUAGAGAUUUUGCUGCUGGUAAAUGCAGAAGAGGCAGUCACUGUCAUUUUCUUCAUGAUAAUCAAAAUCACGAGGAUGGUUGGGAAGAUAAGUACAGGGAAGAUGGAGCUCCCAGAUAUUCUGCUCCCCGCGAGGGUAGAGACUAUUCUCUUAAGAGCGGUAGAUCUGAUGAAGCUUGUAUUAAUUUUCCAAAAGGAAGGUGUAGAAUGGGAGCAUCAUGCAAGUUUGUGCAUCAUAACAAUUCUGAUGGGCACAGUAAAGUUUCUGUGGAUGGAUUAACUAGAGAGAGGGAAAUUGAUAGAAGGCACAGAGACAGUUCUUUUGAGCAGGGUAGCGGGCAUGGACCAAACCGUGGUGAUACUCUUUGCAAAUUUUUUGCUAAUGAAAGUUGUCGUAAUGGUAAAUAUUGUAGGUUUUCUCAUGACAGGCAAGCAUGUAGAAGCCAUAAUAGAAGAUUAAGAGAUGAUAGGUGGGCAAGCAAUCCUGGAGGAGAUUAUCAUAUGCUGGAUAGACCGAAAUUGAGUGAUUCAGUUAGUCCAAAUAGAAGGCCAAGGGGUGAUAGGUGGGGUUCUGAUGGUAACAAGGCUGAUGCAGAUAAAGUUUGGGACAGUCCAGAGCGGAAUGAUACAGUGGCUGUCUCUGAUACAGCAAAGCUGGUUGAGGACAAAAGUGAAAAUGUGGUUGCCGCUGAGCAAGGAUUCACUCCUUUGGCUAUGAGGGAUGGAUGGGGUCAUAGUUUGGAUAAAAGCAGAGUGCAUAGUAAACAGCCAUUUUCAAGUGAUAAGAAGGAAGCUGACAGUUGGAUAGCAGGAAAUGCUGCCAACAUGCACGGUUCCCAGUCAGUAGGUACAGACAUUUGGUUGGGUGAUGAUGCAAAAAUGUCUCCUGAUUGGGAUUACAGGGUGAGAUCUUCCAGCUGUAUUGAAGAAAAGCAUGAACAAAAUAAGCAUGGGAUAACGCAGGGUUUUAUGUAUUUAGCCACCUCUGAACAUGACAGAAUACAAAUUGCUCCAGGACAAGAUUUUAAUCAGAAUGCAGAGAGUUUUAAUCCUUUGCAUUCUUCAAGCUGCCAAGUAGUUGGACAAACUCAAGUAGCAGCUCCCAUUCUACCUUCACAGGGUGGAAUUGUUGAUGGUAUGCUGAAACAGGAAGUCUCUACUGAGAAAAAAUACACUACUGAACCAAAUAUCAUGGAUGCUGGCUUAUUACAAGUUAGUUCAAGAGAUCCUCCUCCAACUGAGAACGUGGUAGGCAAAGAACAGCUUGCUCAGCUUACCAAUCUCUCAGCCUCACUGGCUCAUAUCCUUGGAACAGGGCAACAGCUGCCACAACUUUAUGCUGCUUUAAAUUCUCAUGAUGCAAAGGGCACAUCCUCCCUAGCAAAGGCUGAGGUGCUUGCUAUGCCUCUUUCCAACACACUCAUCAGGCCAGAUCCUGCUGUUGGACUCCUGAAGCAGUAUGAUCCAAUGUGUGACAGUGUUGAGCCAAAGAGUGCUGUUGCAAGUAGUGGGGUAACCCCAGCCAUUCCCCCAUGUAAAAAAGUUGCAGAAGAUGUAGUGGAAAUUUCAUCACAGUCCAACACAGCAAGACAAAAUUGUGGCAAUUCUUCCAAGUCUGCUGGCUCAGAAGAACUUGUCAAGAGUGAUCCUCUAAUCCUGUUGCAGCCAGGUCAAAACAUUGGGGUUAAUAAAGAUGAUAACAAGGAAGUGUUACCUGAGGAAAGGCAAAAAUCUAAAGAUGAUCCUAAAAAUACCAAAGAGAGUGGUCCUUUGGAAAACAUGGAGCAAACUGAUGGUCCUGAUGAGGCAAAGAAAACAAAGGGAAUGAAGGGGAGUCGUGCAUUUAAAUUUGCAUUGGUCGAGUUUGUUAAGGAGCUUCUGAAACCAACAUGGAAAGAUGGUCAAAUCACCAAAGAUGAUUAUAAAACAAUUGUGAAGAAAGUUGUUGAUAAAGUAACUGGUUCCAUGCAGGGGGCCAAUAUUCCUCAGACACAGGAGAAAAUUGACCACUAUUUGUCAUUUUCAAAACCAAAGCUUAACAAACUUGUACAGGCGUAUGUGGAAAAGGUUCAGAAGGCUUAGUGCAAUUAUAGAAAUUUGACUGCCAAGUAGUUUAUAUUUUACUCAGCACUGUUGUCUUCAAUAUGUAUUCUGCUUCUUUACCUCUGGAUUUUUAUUUUUUUUUGUAUUUUGGCCAUUUGUUUGCGUACUGUAGCUCUUUUGCAGCAAUUGCGUACAACAAAUCAGGGAGCAUUUUUUUGGGCCUUUAAUUUUUUUUCUUCGUUUUUUUGGGGAAAAAUUAUUAGGUGUUUGUGCCAUUACCAACUCAAUAGUUAGGCAGUAAUGUGGGAUUUAAUUUAUUUUUCCAGUUUAUUGUAAUUAUAGGAGACAGCUGUUUGCUUUUCAGAACAGUGAGAAAGAAAUGGAACCAAAAGAUGCUCAAGUCCAAUGCUUGAUUAUUUCAAAACUGGACGGAGGAGGUUUCAACUGUCAACAUUUUCAACUAUAA